This is a messenger RNA of Brassica oleracea var. oleracea, 2198 nucleotides long. RefSeq lists its product as uncharacterized. The record is from RefSeq and is a predicted model, not a curated record. Gene Ontology annotation, cellular component: cytoplasm. The transcript is spliced from 5 exons. The coding region runs from base 1 to 1890 and encodes 629 amino acids. NCBI's taxonomy places the organism in Eukaryota, Viridiplantae, Streptophyta, Magnoliopsida, Brassicales, Brassicaceae.
AUGUCAACGGCCGGCGCUAACCCAUUGGCCGUUGCACCAAUCACACGCCGCCGUAUCGGAGACUCCCUCGAAACCACCACCACAACCACCUCCGAGCGACCCUCUGUCUCCUCAGAUUACUGCAACAUAGUCAACAUCUCCUCGCCGGACUUAGACGACGUCGACGCCGCCGCAACCGUCGGAACGAACGGCGCGUGCUCCUCACCUUCCUCCUCCUCCAGCGGAUCCCAUUACCACCACUACCACCACCACCACCACCCCACGAUUCGGUACCUUCUCCGCGGGAAACUGCUGAAACUGCCGUUUUUAUGCGACGGUGGUGGCGGAGGAUCAUCAUCGGCGGUUGGGUUCUUCGGGAGGAACGUGGGGCGGAGGAUCUUGGGGCUCCUCAUGGUUCUCGUCGUUGCUUCUCUCUUUGUCAGAGUCUCGUUGAUGAGCGGCCACGUGCACCGGAGGGAUUUGAACGAGCUCGUGGUUGUUAGGGCGUUGCAUGAAGAUUGGUCGAUGGCUCAAAGGGCGAUGACGGAGAACGUUGCUUCUGAGAAGCUUCCCAUUCCUGAGAUAUGGCAAAAACCAGAAAGCGGAAACUAUCGCCAGUGUGCUUCACGUCCCAAGAACCAUUCAAGGCUACGUAGGAAAACCAAUGGUUAUCUUCUAGUACACGCAAACGGCGGAUUAAACCAGAUGAGAACCGGAAUAUGUGACAUGGUCGCAGCAGCAAAGAUCAUGAACGCGACCCUCGUCCUCCCUCUCCUCGACCACGAGUCUUUCUGGACCGACCCCAGCACAUUCAAAGACAUUUUCGACUGGAGACACUUCAUGAACGUACUAAAAGACGACGUCGACAUCACCGAGUACUUACCUCCACGCUACGCAGCCAUGAGACCUCUCCUCAAGGCUCCCGUCUCCUGGUCCAAAGCCAGCUACUACAGAACCGAGAUGCUACCUUUGCUGAAAAAACACAAAGUGAUAAAGUUCACACACACCGACUCACGCCUCGCCAACAACGGCCUCCCACCAUCGAUCCAACGCCUUCGAUGCCGCGCUAACUACCAGGCACUUGCUUACUCCAAGGAGAUCGAAGAGCUUGGAGAAGUACUAGUUAACCGGUUAAGAAACAACAGCCAACCCUUCAUCGCUCUCCAUUUAAGAUACGAGAAAGACAUGCUCGCCUUCACGGGAUGCAGCCACAACCUCACAAGCCAAGAAGCCGAGGAGCUGAGGAUCAUGAGGUACAAUGUCAAGCACUGGAAGGAGAAAGAGAUCGACAGCAGAGAGAGGCGUAUCCAAGGAGGCUGUCCCAUGUCUCCACGAGAAGCGGCUGUAUUCUUAAAAGCCAUGGGGUAUCCAUCUUCCACGACGGUUUACAUAGUCGCUGGAGAGAUCUACGGAGGGAACAGCAUGGACGCGUUCAGAGAAGAGUACCCUAAUGUCUUCUCUCAUUCGACGUUGGCGACUGAAGAGGAGCUGGAGCCGUUUAAGGCGUACCAGAACCGUUUGGCUGCGUUGGAUUAUAUUGUUGCGUUGGAGAGCGAUGUGUUUGUGUAUACGUAUGAUGGGAACAUGGCUAAGGCUGUGCAAGGGCAUAGGAGGUUCGAAGGGUUUAAGAAGACUAUUAAUCCAGACAGGUUGAAUUUUGUGAAACUGAUAGAUCAUUUAGACGAAGGUGUGAUGUCAUGGGAUGAGUUUUCUUCGGAGGUGAAGAGGUUACAUGAAGGGAGGAUUGGAGCUCCUUAUGGUAGACUUCCCGGUGAGUUCCCAAGGCUAGAGGAGAACUUUUACGCAAACCCACAACCGGAUUGUAUCUGUAACAAGUCUCAGAGUCAGAGUGAGCAAGUGUGGAAAUCAAGUUUAAGAACAGGCUCAGGUAGAUGGAAGGAGAGUGUUUGAUGAAGAUAUAGAAGAAGUAAGAAACACGUUGAACAGAGACAACAACAACAACAACAACACAUUGAUGCAAAAACUUUUGUAGCCUUCUUUUUGUACAAUAUAGGAAAAAAAAAGAAAGAAGAUGACUUUCUUGGAAGAUGGACACAAAGCUGUAGAAUGGAAUAUUCCACUAUAUACAUGAUCAUCAAAGAUAUAUAUAGCAUUCUUUUUUCUUUUUGGUUGUGUGUGUCUUCAGAGCAGAUGAUUAGAGAUCCCAGAGUUAAAAACCAAACCAACAGCGAGAGAGAGAGAGAGAGAUGUGACUGAAG